AUGACAUUAAUGUUGUUGUUGUUUUUCCAAGGCAAGGCCUUUGAGAUAACAUAUGUCCGUUUGAAGUUCUACACCAGCCGACCAGAGAGCUUCGCCAUCUACAAGCGUACGGAGGAGAAUGGACCAUGGCAGCCAUACCAAUAUUACAGUGCUUCUUGUCGCAAGACGUACGAGAGGCACAAUAAGGGCUUCAUACGUCCAGGCGAGAAGGAAAGGACGGCACUCUGCACGGAUGAGUUUAGUGACAUCUCUCCACUUACCGGCGGAAAUGUUGCCUUCUCCACAUUGGAAGGACGACCCAGUGCCUACAACUUCGACCAGAGUGCUGUGUUACAGGACUGGGUGACGGCUACAGAUAUUCUCAUCUCUCUGGACAGAUUGAACACUUUUGGAGACGAGUUCUUCAAAGAUCCCAAAGUGCUUCGCUCAUAUUUUUAUGCCAUAUCUGAUUUCUCCGUAGGGGGCAGAUGCAAGUGUAACGGUCAUGCCAGUGACUGCAUGACCAAUGAGGAGGGUGGUUUGGUGUGUGCUUGUGAGCACAACACUGCAGGGGUCGACUGUCAGCACUGUGCUCCCUUCUACCAGGACCGGCCAUGGGCACGGGCCACAGCUGAUUCAGCCAACCAGUGUGUGAAGUGUAACUGCAGUGGUCUUGCUGAUGAAUGCAUGUUUGAUGCUGAGCAGUACCGCAGCACAGGAAGUGGGGGGCGCUGUGUUGGCUGCAGGGAAAACACAGCUGGCCCUCACUGUGAGCGAUGCAGAGAGAACUUCUUUAGAUCAUUACCGCAACAGCCCUGCCAAGACUGCAACUGUAAUGCAAUGGGCUCUGUGAGUUUGCAGUGUGAUGCAGAGGGAGUGUGUGUGUGUCGGCCAGGUGUGGCUGGUGUAAAGUGUGACAUUUGCAAGUCCGGCUUCCAUUCUCUCGGCCCUGAUGGAUGCAGGUUGUGCAAGUGUGAUGACAGGGGCAGUGAAGGAGUGUGUUCAGCUGAAGAUGGGCACUGCUAUUGCAAGAAUAAUGUUGAGGGCCAGUCCUGCAACAGGUGUAAACCAGGCUCCUUCAACCUCCAGCUGGAUAACCCAGAUGGCUGUAAGAAAUGUUUUUGCUUUGGACACUCCCUCGCCUGUUCAUCCUCCAAUCAGUACAUGGCUAUGAAUAUUACUUCAGACUUCCUAGAAGAUCCAGAUGGCUGGAAGGGUGUGUUCUCAGAAGGGCACGAACAAUCCCUCAUCUGGAAGGAGGGGGAAGUCUAUCUAUUGCCCUACAGAGAGGAGAAUGGCUUUUACAAAGCACCUGAUAAAUAUCUGGGGAACAUGUUGUUAAGUUACGGACGGACCCUUAGCGUGACAUUUACAGCUGAGCUGGAGGAACUCUUGCCCAGAAGUGUGACCGUGUUGCUGGGGGGCUCUGGAAUAUUGGUUUCUACUGAUUUGUACUCUAAACAGGAUCCUUAUUCCCCACUGGAGAAGACACCCAUCAACACCUUCACUCUCAGGUUAACAGAGAAGGACGUAAUUCCAUCUAUAGCCUCAUUUGAGUUUCUCCGAAUGCUUUACAAUCUAACUGCUCUACACAUCAGCAAUGCAGGGGGCCAGAACUACACCUCUCAACUCUCCAGGGUAACCCUUGAAUCUGCAGACCAGACAACCUACCAGCCUGAUGUGGUUCCACAUGCUCCAUGGGUGGAGGUGUGUACUUGUCCCACAGGAUUCACAGGGCUGUUCUGUGAACUCUGUGCUCCUGGAUUCACCAGGGAGACUCCUAAUGGUGGACCCUUCUCCCCAUGUAUACCUUGCAACUGCAAUCAACAUGGGACCUGCCAUCCUGAGACAGGUGUGUGUGACUGCACAGACUUCACCACCGGCCGUUAUUGUGAGCGUUGUGAAGAUGGUUACUAUGGCAAUGCACUGACUGACAGCUCAGGCGACUGCUUACCUUGUCCUUGUCCAGAUCGCACCACCUGCGCCCAGGUGACAGAGACGGGGGACGUGGUUUGUACCAACUGUCCGACAGGCCAAAGGGGUGUACGGUGUGAAUUGUGUGAAGAUGGUUACUAUGGAAACCCUCUGGGCUGGGGUGGCACAGUGCAACUGUGUGUGAUGUGCGAGUGUAAUGGGAACGUGGAUCCCAAUGCUGUGGGCGUGUGCGAUCACAUGACUGGACGCUGUCUGAAAUGCCUUGGACAUACGACUGGGGACCAUUGUGAAAAAUGCAGAUCAGGUUACUACGGCAACGCUUUGGCCAAGGACCUCAAUCCAGAGCGAAAGUGCAAACCUUGUGCCUGUAACAUGGCUGGGACAUCAGGUUCCCUGAAUGACUGCCAUCCGGACACAGGAAAUUGUGUUUGCCUGAGUCAUGUGACCGGAAGAGACUGUGGACAGUGCGAAUCUGGCUACUUCAACCUGCAGCCAGGCUUGGGCUGUGAGAUGUGCAACUGCAAUCCCAUUGGCUCCUCCUCUUCAGCAUGUCAUCCAGUCACAGGACAGUGCAUGUGUCGAACAGGUGUAUUGGGGGUGUCAUGUGACACUUGUCGAAUGGGAUUCUUCGGUUUCUCCUCUAGAGGCUGCAGAGCAUGUAAUUGUGACCCCAUGGGCUCAACCUCAAUGCAGUGCCAUGACAACGGUACGUGUUCUUGUCGCCAUGGGUUUGUCGGUUAUAAGUGUGACAAGUGUGAACUGAACUACUACCAGAACCGCCUGACCCACCAAUGUGAGGAGUGCCCUGUGUGCUACAGUCUCAUCAGAGACCAGGCCAGUAAACUGAAAGCCAGACUGCUGGAUUUGGAGACGCUGCUCAGUGGUUAUGACUGCAAUAGAUACAGUCGGCAGUAUCGUGGGCGCCAGCAGCACAGGCACCAACAUAAUGGCCUGGACAAUCAUAUACAGAAGGACCAGGUUGAAGACUAUCUGCCCAAUGCCUUGGAGGACCUCCUUGCUAUUCAAGAGGCUCGUGAGGCCUUCAUUAAGCAGUUCUCACAGCUGGAAACAUCUGCCCAGACCUUACAGCUGCAGCUGCGUAGCAUUGCAACAGCGCUAAACUGCAAUUUGACACACAGUGGAAGAGAAUCAGAGAAAGGAAAGACUAUAAAGGGUGAAAAUGAGUGUCAAGAGCUUGUUGACACUUUAUCCACUGCUCUGAAUAUGCAGGACCAGCUUCAGAAGAUGACUCUUGACCUUAACAGCAUGGUCAUCCCUUCUGUAAUCCCUAAAGAACCAAACAAAUGGAAUGCCAUAGUGAACGAAUCUGAGGUGCUAAUAACAAGUCACACAGACAUGGCAGCUUAUAUAGAGCAGACAGCAGGAGAUGCCUUUAAAAUGGCUAACAGAACCUAUUCACAGCUGAUAAUUCUACUAGAAGACAACUCCACAGAGUCUCAUGUACAGGAUCUCACAGAGAAGCUAGAGGAGAUGCAGCAGUUGAAGGAGAAUCUGACCCUUGGGGUUAAUGAGACUUUAGUGACUCACCUGUCACUUCAGAGGCACAACUCUGAGAUAGCCGCCAUUUUAGAGAACAUCACUGCUUCACUAUCAGAACUACGCACAACAGAAGGCGAUUUCAGCCUCACAGUGGAGGAGUUCAUUAUAACAUCUUUCUCACAGAUGUUUAAUCAAACAAAUGUCACAGCAACCCAGGAUCCAGGACUUACAGAGAGCCAGGACCUGAUGAACAGGACAACCGAGUUGGACGCUUCUGUUCAGUCAAAAGAGCAUAUGAUAAAUAUGACUAUAGAGGAAAUUCAGCCCCAGGUGGACAGUGCUGAAAAACACCUGAAAACUGUUCAAGAGCUCAAAGAGCUGACGGCUGUGGCUGAGGGAUUUAAGGUGUCAGCCGUCUCCUCUGUGGUGACAGGGAAAGAGGUUGAGGCGGAGUUCCUGUCUCUACAGAAGGUUCUGGAAGACAUGGAACAAGACUGGCCUCGGCUGCCUACACUCAGCAAAGGGUAUCUGAAGAGAGAGAAGUUGCUGAAAGAGAAGACCCUGGUGGAUGUGAAAAAAAAAGUCAAGCAGACGGAGAAAAUGAUCAAACCUGCAGUGGAAAACGCUACGGCUGCGAGCAGCACAGCUAAACAAGCAGAGGAGUCUGCAGAUGCAGUGGCUAAAGAUGCCAAAGCGUCUCUCACACAGGGGAAACGGGCAAAACAUGCAUCUGGACAGUUGCGUUCAGCUGUGGACAUCAGCGUGGAGCAGUUGACUGAGCUGGAAAGCCAAGCUGUGCAAAAACAGGAAACCAUGGAGGCAGAGGAGGACAUGCUUUCUUCACGGAGUGUGAUAGACAAAAUGGAGACAGCCAAGAAACAGCUAGAGUCCUUUACAAACACGCUAACUCUGCUCCUUAAACAACUGGAAGCUAAUGUGGUGCUGGAGAACUAUGAUCGUAUCCUGAAUGAGACAGCAUCCCGUCUUAAUGUUCUCCAGGCUGCUGUGGAGAGUCCGUCUCUCACCGGAAAGAUCCAGAUGCUUCGCACCGCUGCACACGAUCAAGAGAAACAGCUGCAAAAUCUUGAACAGAACCUGCAGGACAUACGAGAAGAAAGAGACAGUCUGACAGACAUCGCCCAGAACUUGCCCAAAACAUGCCCACAAAAAGGGCACUGAGCUGGUGGGAGGAAGAAGUCUAUCAGUUCUCUAGUCUUUGUUAGUCACCUCAGAAAAUCUGAAUCAAGGAAAGCUAUAGAAAAAAAGGGAACAAACCUCU
Molecule: messenger RNA, 4693 nt
Organism: Rhinichthys klamathensis goyatoka
Lineage: Eukaryota; Metazoa; Chordata; Actinopteri; Cypriniformes; Leuciscidae
Gene: lamc3
Product: laminin, gamma 3
Exons: 27
Coding region: 1-4593 (1530 amino acids)
Source: RefSeq, a predicted model, not a curated record